This is a messenger RNA of Necator americanus (New World hookworm), 1545 nucleotides long. RefSeq lists its product as uncharacterized. The record is from RefSeq and is a predicted model, not a curated record. The transcript is spliced from 18 exons. Gene Ontology annotation, molecular function: peptidyl-prolyl cis-trans isomerase activity; ubiquitin protein ligase activity. Gene Ontology annotation, cellular component: catalytic step 2 spliceosome. Bases 1 to 1545 code for a protein of 514 amino acids. NCBI's taxonomy places the organism in Eukaryota, Metazoa, Nematoda, Chromadorea, Rhabditida, Ancylostomatidae. Gene Ontology annotation, biological process: protein polyubiquitination; protein folding; protein peptidyl-prolyl isomerization.
AUGGGUAAAAAACAGCAUCAAAAAGAUAAGCUAUACCUCACAACUACAGAAUGGAAGGAAAUUGGUGGUCAUAAAGAUGAUACUGGGACUCGCCUUCAACGAGCUCAGUUCAAGAGACUUCCUCUCACACACUGUGCCCUCUCACUUCUUCCUUUUGAGGACCCCGUUUCCACAAGAUCUGGAGAAAUUUUCGACUUAACACAUAUUAUCCCUUAUUUGAAAAAGAAUGGUGUCAAUCCAUGCACCGGAAAGAAAAUGAGUAGCAAGGAUCUUAUUCAUCUGAAGUUUGACAAAGAUGGUGAAGGAAGAUUCCGCUGUCCCGUGACAUUUCGACAAUUUACUGAUCACACUUAUGUAGUUGCAAUCGCCACCACUGGGAAUGUGUUCUCUUAUGAGGCAGUACAGGAAUUGAACCUCAAAGCUAAUCACUUGAAAGAUCUCCUCACUGAUACGCCAUUCCAAAGAAGCGAUAUUAUCGUAUUGCAGGACCCACAUCACCUUGAAAAAUUUAAUAUGGAGAAAUUUUACCAUGUCCAGUUCGACCCAAAGACAAAAGAGCAGAUCGAGAAAGAAAAGAAGGACAUGCAGGAUCCGAAGUUCUACAUACGUCGCAUGAAUAACGAGACCAAGGAAGCUUUGGAUCAAUUGAAAAAGGAUUAUAUUCCAAAAAAGAUUGAACCUUUGGCUGAAGAAACAGCUGAUGAAAUUAACGCCGCGCAUUACAGUCAAGGACAUGUUGCUGCUGGUUUUACUUCCACCACUUUGGCACCCGUAACGAAACAGAAAGCAGCUGUUUUAUCCGACGAGGCUGUAAGAUAUGCUCGUGUGAAGAAGAACGGAUAUGUUAGAAUUAUCACAAAUCAUGGAUCUCUUAAUAUUGAAUUAUUCUGUCCGAAAGCUCCAAAAACAUGUGAGAAUUUCAUUCUGCUGUGUUCAAGAGGAUACUAUAAUAACACAACAUUCCAUAGGAUAAUAAAGAAUUUCAUGAUGCAAGGUGGUGACCCAACUGGUACAGGACAUGGCGGAGAAUCAGCAUGGGGCAAACCUUUUGACGACGAGUUCGCACCGGGUCUUUCUCAUGAUGCUCGAGGGAUUCUGUCCAUGGCUAAUAAGGGUACGAAUACGAAUCAAUCUCAGUUCUUUAUAACAUUCCGGCCGUGUAAAUAUCUGGAUAAAAAGCACUCCAUAUUCGGACGAGUUGUUGGUGGUCAAGACACAUUAAUAUCUAUAGAAAAAGUUGAAACAGAUGGGAGUGACGCACCGAAGGAGCCGGUGUAUUUUAUGCGUGCUGAAGUUUUUGUUGAUCCUUUCGAAGAGGCAGAAGCAGAAGUUCAAAAGGAGCGAGCCAAUUUAUUGAAUAAAGAUGCUCAGAAGGAAGCGGAGUUGAAGAAGGAAGCAGCAGCGCGACCUAAAACAUAUGGUACAGGUGUAGGAAAAUACAUAAAUCCUCAGAAUAAACGGCCGGCUACCGAUGUUUCGCCAGCUUUAACGGCAUUGAAAAAGAAAGCGGUUAAGACAUCAUUAACCGACUUUUCAGCUUGGUAA